CACCAGGCACCAGCCCUCUUUGUGUUGGACCAGUGCAGCUGGUAGAAUGCUCUGCAGUGGGACAGCUAUGUACUGGUAGCCAGGCAUGUGUGUGUGUGUUUAAAUUGGCGUGCACGCAACCUGUGGUCACUGGAGAGGAGAACGAACUCCUGGAAGAAGCAAUGAGCAUGGAGGGAAGACCCAACCCUGGAGCCCCUGCUGAGGAGAAGGGAGGCUGUCCCCGGCUGAGCCCCUGGGCUGUUCUGAUUCCUGCCCUGAUCUUCAAGGCCUGUAUCACAUGUGGCUGCCUUGUUAUCCUCCAUAAACAAAGCCGUGAAGCUCACAGGACACUACCUGAGACUUUCCCAGAGUGGCACUGUGCUCAGGGGAUGCCUGGGAGCAAAGAGCUGGUUUGGACAUGCUGCCCGAUGGGCUGGAAGGCCUUUCAAACCAGCUGCUACUACUUCUCCAGUGAUGUUAUGUCCUGGGAUGACAGUGAGAAGAACUGCACAGCGAUGGGCUCCCACCUGGUGGUGAUCAACACCAAAGCUGAGCAGGAUUUCCUGCUCAAGUGGGUAAAAGAAAUGCUUGCAGACUUGCCAGUAAAGAUGUACUAUAUUGGUCUGACUGCCCAGGAAGUGGAGGGCCAGUGGUGCUGGGUGGAUCAGACCCCGUAUAACAAGAAUGAAGCGUUCUGGAAACCUGGGGAGCCCAGUGAUCCCAUACUGGAGCCAUGCACUGCCCUCCAGGUGAAUUCAAAAAAACAAGCGAGAGAAAACUGGAAUGACCUUGCAUGUUUCACUGAUUUGUAUCGAAUUUGUGAGUCUGCACCAACAUGUAUUUAAGGAAAGACCCCGCCAUGCAGGAGGGGAGGCCAGAGAGGGCCUGUUCUGUGCUGCAGACUGCUCCCGGAGACUUCUGAUGGUGGGUGAAGGGCAGGAAGAGGGUUCCUGCAAGAAGUGCUCUGAGCUCACCAAUAAAGUCAUU
Molecule: messenger RNA, 966 nt
Organism: Alligator sinensis (Chinese alligator)
Lineage: Eukaryota; Metazoa; Chordata; Crocodylia; Alligatoridae
Product: C-type lectin domain family 4 member E-like
Exons: 6
Coding region: 162-824 (220 amino acids)
Biological process (GO): immune response; biological process involved in interspecies interaction between organisms
Cellular component (GO): external side of plasma membrane
Molecular function (GO): carbohydrate binding
Source: RefSeq, a predicted model, not a curated record